Messenger RNA from Amblyraja radiata (thorny skate), 986 nucleotides. It is a transcript of the gene bcl10, whose product is annotated as BCL10 immune signaling adaptor. The coding region runs from base 1 to 822 and encodes 273 amino acids. The record is from RefSeq and is a predicted model, not a curated record. Gene Ontology annotation, cellular component: cytosol; CBM complex. NCBI's taxonomy places the organism in Eukaryota, Metazoa, Chordata, Chondrichthyes, Rajiformes, Rajidae. The transcript is spliced from 3 exons. Gene Ontology annotation, molecular function: transcription coactivator activity; kinase activator activity; NF-kappaB binding. Gene Ontology annotation, biological process: adaptive immune response; positive regulation of extrinsic apoptotic signaling pathway; apoptotic process.
AUGGUGAGGGCGAACUGUCCGGGGGGGGGCCGGCGCCAGAGCCGGCCGCUGAGCGAGGAUCGAGUAUGGACCGAGGUGAAGAAAGAGGCCCUGGAGAAACUGCGGCCUUACCUCUGUGACAAGGUGAUUGCCGAGCGGCACUUUGACUUGCUGCGGGCCAAGAAGAUCCUGUCCAAGGAGGACACGGAGGAGAUCUCUCACGUGGUGGGGAGUAGACGCAAGGCCGGGAAGCUCCUGGACCACCUGAUGGAGAACCCCAAGGGCCUGGACACGCUGGUCUCCUCCAUCCGGCGGGAAGGCACACAGAACUUCCUGGUGCAGAAAAUUACCGAUGAGGUGCAGAGAAUUAAAAAUGACAAGCUCUUCCAGAAAGGCGUGUUCUUGGACAGCGAGGAUUUGUCGGACGAAGCCUCCAAAACCAACAACCUGUCGCAAUUCUCCUCGACAGAGUCCAACGCCUCCAAGGGCAAGGAGGCCAAUAUCCUCUUUCACCCAGAGGGCGAGUUUAGCCCCCUCCCCUCUGCCUGUCCCAGCUACUGCCCCCUCCCCUCUGCCCCCUCUCCCAGCUACUGCCCCCUCCCCUCUGCCUGUCCCAGCUACUGCCCCCUCCCCUCCGCCCCCUCCCCCAGCUACUGCCUCCUCCCCUCCAGCCCCUCACUGGUCAAGCUCACUGUGGCCACUCUGCCCACUACCACGUCGUUGCCCAGGCCGGGCGACCCUGGCGCUCCACCCCUCCCCCCUGACCUCCAGCCCCCCCCCACCGGACCCCCCAACACCACGACCGACUCCGAAUUCCUGCCCCUCCGAUCACGCUCCCCCUGACCCCUCCCCUCUGACCUCUCCCCCAACGACCCUGGGGUCUGUGUCCGGGGGCGUGUGAGUGGGGAGGGGCUGAAACGUCCCGGUAUCACUGGUCCCGCACUGACCCCUAAACCUCUCCACCCCCCCCACCCCCCCCUACUCACCGCUGAACCCCAUGACCUGGG